Messenger RNA from Closterium sp. Naga37s-1, 321 nucleotides. The record is from the annotation of a GenBank genome assembly. Lineage: Eukaryota; Viridiplantae; Streptophyta; Zygnematophyceae; Desmidiales; Closteriaceae.
CGUGUCUCCCGCAGCCGUCGCACGCAGCGGAAAUCCCAUCGGCCCCAGCGAGGAUUGCCACGCAAAUGACUAUCAACGGCCGUCCUUUUAGCUUCGAAUCGCGCCGCUGUGUCAACAUCCCUGCCAUGCCGGGUGCGAUGAAGGCGCGCGUGGAAGUCUCGUGGCAGCAGGGAAGCGAUGCUGGCAACGCUGCGUGCGGCGCGAUCCGGUUCUUCCAGGAUCCCGGCUGCUCAGGCCAGACGCUGGACUUUCUCCCCAUCAUGGGCGCUCAGAGUGCCAAGUAUAUCCCCGGCGUAGUGACGUCCGCCCUCUGCCUCACUG